AUGACUGCGGAAAAGAAGAGCACAUUUUCCAAAAAUAGUCUUUUUCUCUAUGCCGCCUAUAUUUCAACUUGUUUAGUAAGUUCAACAAUUUUCUAGAAUUCGAGACUUAUAAUAAUAAUAUUACAGGAAGAUCGAGCAUGGUCAUUUUGUAUUUCUUUAUGUAUGCAAAUGUUGGGUGGAAUGAGAAUGGUGUCGAUUGAACAAUUAUUUGAAGGAUUAUUACAGAUUGCUUUGAGUGGACAUUUGGGAAAAUUAUUUGAUCGAUUGUCGAGGAAAACUGGUGGGUUAUGGGACAGAUUUUGGCGAUAGAAAAUCAGAUAAAUAUAUUAGAAGUUCAGCUAUAACUUUUCGAAGAUCAGAAAUCUCGCCAUAACAGAAUUUUCACAUAUCUCUAGAAGUUCAUACUGGAUUUGAUGGUAUUCCAGAAGUUUUUGUGAAGAUUUUUCAAAAACUCUCAAAAACUAAAAAUGUUUUUUUUAUCUGGAAAAACACUAUUUUACUCUUGAGUCAAAACUUUUCUAAACAAGUAUUAACAUUUUUUUUCCAAAACUCAUGACUUUUCUCUAAAUUUAUCAUUUUCUGGUCUGUUUUUCAAAACCACUGAUUUUCGUUGUUUCUGACUGAUAAGAAAUUUCACUGGAAAAUUCAAACUACAAAAAUAGUGCUCUAAAAAUGUUUUUGGACCAAAACUCUCUGAUCUCUCGAAAAACAAUUCUGUAAUUGCCAAUAACUUUUUUCAGCCAUCCUAACCGUAGUACCAUUCAAUAAUUUGAGCAUUGUCGGAGCAGCAGCUCUACUUUUCGGUAAGAUUUUUCGACUUCUCUCAGUUUUUUACCAAUCUUUCUUUCUUUCAUAUUUUCAGCAUGUCUCUCAAUCAGCGAUCUAAAUUCGUGGCUUUUCACAGUUCUCCUAAUCUCAGCAAUGUGCCUCUGCGCUAUAAAUCGUCUAUUUCUCAACGCGGAAAAAUUCAUAGUUGGUCGAGAUUGGGUUAUGGUAAUUGGUGACAAUGGAUUAUUAUCGAAUAUGAAUGCAACACUAACAACCUUGGAUCAAGCAACGAAUGUGAUUGCUCCCAUUUUAACCGGAGCUCUUGUCACAAUUUUCGAUCUCAAGACAACGGUUGCGAUUUUCGGAAUCGGGAGCUUGGUUUCAAUGGCUUCCAAGACAUUUUUCUUGAGAUCUCUUUAUAUGAGAAAUCCAGAGUUGCAUUUCAAAGAGACUGAUGAUAAAGCAAUGAUUCUUGAUGAAGAAGAUCAGGAUCCACCUUCGAGAACUCGAGGAGUAAUCAGCACUUAUUAUUAUCAAAAUACUUUCCCAGCAGCCUUCGGAAUGACAUUACUUUUCAUGACAGUAAUGGGUUUCGAUGGGGUAAGUUAUAUACUUUUUAUUAAAAUCCCAAAGCACUUUAUUUGUAAGCAAUCAUACAACAUUUUCAGUUGGCUGUUGGUUAUGGUUCGAGUGCUGGACUACCUGAUGUUAUCCUAGGGGCUUUCCGAUCUUAUGGAUCAUUCGCUGGUAUUUUAGGAGCAAUCUCUUAUGCCUUCUUCGAGAAACAAUAUAGUGUGGCAACUUCUGGAUUUAUCGGUCUUGUAGUUCAACAAGUUUUUGCAGUUCUAGCUGUAGUUUCAAUUUGGAUGAAAGGUUCCCCUAUGGAUUUAUCUGGUUAUUUUGGAAACUUCACAAUUCAACUCUGGUGGCAUGAUUUGGUUCAUUCUUUUGAUGGAGCAAAUAUUACAACAACUCAACCUCAUAUUGAUUGGCAUAAUUUCACAUCAAAUGGUGUUAGCCUUGAUAGUAUUUUCAUGUUUUUAAUUGCAAUUGCUUCUGCGAGAUAUGGUCUUUGGUGUUUGGAUUUGGCGAUUACUCAUAUUAUGCAAGUUAAUAUUCCGGAAAAUGAGAGAAAUACUGUGUUUGGUGUACAUAAUGCAAUUUGUAAUACUUUCUCAGUUCUCAAAGAUUUGCUGGUCAUUAUUUUACCACUACCUUCUACUUUUGCAAUUUGUAUUUUAAUUAGUUAUGCCUUCGUCACAUCUGGUCAUAUAUUCUUCAUUUAUUAUCUGGUCAAAUCAAAAACUUUUUCUACAAUAGGAAGAAGGUUAUCGAAACUUAAUGUGGAAACAGAUGCGGAUCCGGAGAAAACUGAUGUUAUGGAAAGAUUAUAA
Molecule: messenger RNA, 2162 nt
Organism: Caenorhabditis angaria
Lineage: Eukaryota; Metazoa; Nematoda; Chromadorea; Rhabditida; Rhabditidae
Source: the annotation of a GenBank genome assembly